Molecule: messenger RNA, 1774 nt
Organism: Drosophila biarmipes
Lineage: Eukaryota; Metazoa; Arthropoda; Insecta; Diptera; Drosophilidae
Gene: parvin
Product: beta-parvin
Exons: 4
Coding region: 136-1239 (367 amino acids)
Biological process (GO): cell projection assembly; establishment or maintenance of cell polarity; actin cytoskeleton organization
Cellular component (GO): actin cytoskeleton; cytoplasm; focal adhesion
Molecular function (GO): actin binding
Source: RefSeq, a predicted model, not a curated record
CUUGCGAUCAGGUGGCAGCCCCAAGGGAAACCGAUUGCUCAGCUCCGAAAACGCCCGAAAAGAAACAAUAAUAGAAACUGUUGAGCCAAUCCGGAAUUUGCGGAAUCCAGUAAAUCCAGUCGCACCGCUAGCGCCAUGUCCACCUUGAACCGCCCCAAGUCCCCGCACACGCCCACCGCCAUCAAGAAGGGCGAGAAGGAGGACAGUUUCUGGGACAAGUUCAGCACUUUGGGUCGCAAACGCGGCACCCGCGAAGUGAAGAAGGUCCAGGAGGAGGGCAAGUACGCCAUCGACUCGCCGGGCUCACCCAACCAGUAUGACAUCCCGCCCGAGGACUACGCCCUGCGCGAGCACGAACAGCGCGCCGUCAUCGAUCCGCAGUCCAUCAAUGAUCCCGAGGUGAUCAAGCUGCAGCGCAUCCUCGUCGACUGGAUCAACGACGAGCUGGCCGAGCAGCGCAUCAUUGUCCAGCAGCUGGACGAGGACAUGUACGACGGCCAGGUGCUGCACAAGCUGUGGGAGAAGCUCACCGGCAAGAAGCUGGACGUGCCGGAGGUCACCCAGUCGGAGCAGGGCCAGCACGAGAAGCUCAACAUCGUCCUGAAGGCCGUCAACCACACACUCGGCUUCCACCAGAAGAUCCCCAAAUGGUCGGUGGCCAGCGUGCACUCCAAGAACAUCGUGGCCAUUCUGCAUCUGCUGGUGGCUCUGGUGCGUCACUUCCGGGCGCCCGUUCGCCUGCCGGAGAACGUGUUUGUGACCGUGGUGAUUGCCGAGAAGAAUGCGGGCGUGCUGAAUGCGCAGAAGUUCCAGGAACAGAUCACCUCCGAGUACGACGACCUGGGCAUGCGUUGCGAGAAGGACGCCUUCGACACGCUGAUCGACUGUGCGCCCGACAAGCUGGCCGUGGUGAAGAAGUCCCUCAUCACGUUCGUGAACAAGCACCUGGCCAAGCUGAACUUCGAGAUCAGCGAUCUCAAUACGGACUUCCGCGACGGCGUCUAUCUGUGCCUUCUCAUGGGACUGCUCGGCGGCUUCUUUGUUCCCCUGCAUGAGUUCCAUUUGACGCCGCAGGACGUCGAUCAGAUGGUCAGCAAUGUGGCCUUCGCCUUCGACCUGAUGCAGGACGUGGGCCUGCCCAAGCCCAAGGCGCGGCCCGAGGACAUUGUCAACAUGGACCUGAAGUCCACCCUGCGCGUCCUCUACAGCCUGUUCACCAUGUUCAGGGACUAUGCCUAAGCUGCGGCCAGUUGAAGCAAGCCGCAAGAAAGCCAGAGGAGCAACAACAGGCGCCAAUUUUACAUUUUAUAUUAACGUUUUUUGUAAUGUUUACACGCUUAAUUUAUGUGCGUUCCAAAGCUUGGCUGUAGAAGGGACGGCAGUUCACCCUCUACGGUCAGCCCAAUGAACGAUUUUAUAUAUAUUUAUAAACAUAUUUGUGUCGUACGUCUAACCACUGCCCUCUGCCCGGACCCAGUUUGUCCGGAGCAGGGCAGAGAAGAGCUAACCCAAACCCAAAACCAAGCCCGGCGGCCAGUUGUUAACUUGUCUUACGUGCCAGACGUAGUAGUUGUUACUAAGUGAAUUUACUGUAUUAAUACACAAUAACCAACCGACAUUGUGCCUUUGGAUCACACCGAGCUUUUGCGAAAUAUGUCACAGAUCAGAUAUCAAACCUGUAAAUGUAGAAGUUUACGGAAAAGUCUUCAAAAAAAUUGUAUUGUGUACGUUAAAAAUUUGGAUUAGAAAAAUCAAUAAAAUAUUGCCAAUAGCA